UCACUUUCUCUCUCUUGUUCUCGUUUCUUAAACCUCUUUCUUUCUCUCUUUACGUUUCUUCUCCAUUCUUUCUCCUCUCCCAAUUCUUCCCCAAAUCCAUCACUAAUAUCCCUAACCCCAAAAUCACGGCAACAAGGACGGCAGGUCGGCAACGAGUACGGCUUCCAUCUUUCUCCUAUCAUUUCUUCCCCAAACCCAUCUCUUAGAACCCUAGUCUCAAACUCACGGCAACAAGGACGGUAAGUCGACGAGUACGGCUUUAAGGGAUAUCCGCGAGAACUGGUAUUUGUUCAUCGUUUUGGUUUUUGGGGGGAGAACCGUCAAAGAGUAGCCACAAGAAAACUAGAGGCAAUAGAAAUGGUGAACGGCGCUGUGUUCGCAGGUUUUCUUGGUCCUUCUCACCCUACCCCGCUCCAGCUGCAGAAGCAAUUGCGUUUUGCUUCUUUUAGUAAUCGCAACAGCAACAAUGUUAAUUCGCUUCGAGUGGCGUCGUCUGCCAGCAUUGCAGCAUUAGAAUUAGCUGACAUUGAUUGGGACAACCUUCGUUUUGGGCUCAUGCCUACUGAUUAUAUGUAUAUUAUGAGGUGUUCCCAAGGAGAAGCCUUUUCUAAAGGUCAAUUACAGCGGUUUGGGAACAUUGAGUUGAGCCCAUCUGCUGCCGUUUUGAAUUAUGGUCAGGGAUUGUUUGAAGGCUUAAAAGCCUAUCGCAAACAUGAUGGUAAUAUUUCACUAUUCCGGCCGGAGGAAAAUGGAGUGCGACUUAGAAUGGGUGCGGAACGUAUGUGCAUGCCUGCUCCGACUGUGGAGCAGUUUGUGGAGGCUGUAAAAGAAACUGUUUUAGCAAAUGAAAGAUGGAUACCCCCACCUGGUAAAGGUUCUUUGUAUAUAAGGCCAUUGCUUAUGGGGAGUGGUGCUGUUCUGGGUCUUGCACCAGCCCCUGAGUAUACAUUUCUGAUUUAUGUUUCCCCAGUCGGCAACUAUUUCAAGGAAGGAUUGGCACCAAUAAAUUUGAUAGUUGAGACUGAAAUGCAUCGAGCAACUCCUGGUGGUACUGGAGGAGUGAAGACUAUUGGAAAUUAUGCUGCAGUUCUACAGGCGCAGAGUGCUGCAAGAGCAAAGGGAUUUUCUGAUGUUCUUUAUUUAGAUAGUAUUGACAAAAAAUACUUGGAGGAAGUGUCGUCCUGCAACAUUUUUGUUGUAAAGGGUAAUGAGAUAUCUACUCCUGCAAUAAAAGGGACCAUCCUGCCUGGCAUCACGAGAAAGAGCAUACUCGAUGUUGCUCGUAGUCAAGGAUUCGAGGUUGCAGAACGCCAGGUAACAGUCAAUGAAUUGCUCGAGGCUGAUGAAGUCUUCUGCACAGGAACUGCAGUUGUGGUUUCACCCGUCGGCAGCAUAACUUAUCUCAAUAAACGGGUAACUUAUGGAAGUGAUGGAGUUGGUCGCGUAUCACAACUACUCUACUCCGCACUUACCAGCCUACAAAUGGGACUCACCGAGGAUAAAAUGGGUUGGAUAGUUGAGCUCAAGUAGGCUUUAUUAUCAUUUCAGAUUCUUGUCUUGUUUGGAUUCAUGGAUAAUUGAUUUCAGCCCCCUGGAUCCUAUACACCUGUGUGGGAUAAGAGUACCGUUUUGACUGUUGAGCCCUAGUUUUUGUGUUUAUGUAUUUAUUUCUGACAGAUCUGUUUUCAGUAAUUUAAGCGUCUCGUAGCUCAUCACGACUUGUUCUUCUCCUAGUUUUAUUUUUUAUUAAAUUUUUGCUGGGAGAAAAAUAUUUGAAUCGUUGUAGUUGGCAACGUUCUCGUUUAUCUUAAAUUUGACUUGAUCGAGAAUUUUUAUUA
Messenger RNA from Sesamum indicum (sesame), 1838 nucleotides. RefSeq names its product branched-chain amino acid aminotransferase 2, chloroplastic. Gene Ontology annotation, cellular component: chloroplast. The record is from RefSeq and is a predicted model, not a curated record. Lineage: Eukaryota; Viridiplantae; Streptophyta; Magnoliopsida; Lamiales; Pedaliaceae. Gene Ontology annotation, biological process: branched-chain amino acid metabolic process. Gene Ontology annotation, molecular function: branched-chain-amino-acid:2-oxoglutarate transaminase activity.